AUGACAACGGAAAAAGAUGUUGUAAACUCGUCUCCAACCACUAUCUCCAAUGCAAAUUUACCGAAAAUUUCCUCAAAAGCUACCCAGUCAAACAAGGAGUCUUUCUACUCAGUCUUAGCUAAAACACCAUAUCCAGCAUGGGCUAUGUCCGCUUUAUGUUUCGCUUCAACUCCUGCAGCGAUGAUGAAACUCACUGGAAUACCUUCCCUUCUUGAACUGUCUGCUUUCGGUUUUAUAUUCGCAGGUGCUGGUUACAUUACGAGCACAGGAGACAUUACGAAUGGAUCGGGGACCACGACAGCCUGGUCUCUUUCAUAUACGCUGUUCAACAUGAAGAGAGCGGUAAAAUCAAAAAAACCUCUUCCACUUAUUUUGGUGUCAGGAGCAUUGGCAAACGCAGCGUUGCAUGGGAAACAAUACUUUUUUUCUGAACCAGAUUCAGACUAG
This is a messenger RNA of Paraglomus brasilianum, 447 nucleotides long. Lineage: Eukaryota; Fungi; Glomeromycota; Glomeromycetes; Paraglomerales; Paraglomeraceae. The record is from the annotation of a GenBank genome assembly.